AUGGGAAACAUAAAUAAGAGAGGAAGCAAAGACUUGGUAGUUGAUAGUGACCAGUCACAGCAGGACAGCCCGACAAUCACAGUGGACAAUCAACUUUGUGAUGCCAUAAUCAAGGAAGACUGCUCCACAAUCAAGGCACUUCUCAGAAGCCACCCUGUCAACCAGCCCCUGACCAUCCUGACCAGCUACAGAUUAUUAUUUGAGCAGCAGACAUGCACCGUAAUCCCCAUCCACCUGGCCGCAGAGUACUGCAAGCCACGGAGUUUGCUUUGUUUGCUGGAACACGGGGCUGACCCAGAAGUGAGGGACACACAAGGACAUACCACGCUGCACCUGAUGCUGCUUCACUGGCCCAUCGUGUCUUCCACCUGGACAAAACCAGGGAACAGAAUCCAAAGGCUCAUGGCCGACAUUCAGAACAACGCUGUCUCAUGUCUCCACAUUUUGUUCCAACAUGGAGCUCAAGUUAACGCACAAGUGGGCAAUAGCAACAAAUACUCCCCUCUCCACCUGGCCAUAACAUACGGGACCCAUCCAAUUCUCUCACUUCUGGCCCAGAAUGGGGCCCAGGUCAAUGCUGUCAACGAAUCCAGCAUGACACCCCUCCACAUGGCAGCAGACAUACUGAAUGAGAACAUGAUAAAGACCCUCAUUGCCUGUGGGGCCAAUGUGAACUGUGUCAUCCCACACAACGGGAACACGGCCCUGAAGCUGGCAGUGUGCACCGCGUCGAGCAAAGCGGGCCAACUGCUGUCAGCAGGGGUGGGCUGCAUCCGCCUGCUGCUAAUUCACGGAGCCCAUGUCAACGCUCAAGACCACGAAGGCCAAACAGCUCUGCACGAGGCAUGCUGUGGAGGCAGAGAAGCCAUCAUCAAUCUCUUGCUGGAAUUUGAAGCAAAUGUUAACAUUUUAACAAAAAAUGGGGAAUCUGCAAUUUAUAUGUAUCUUCAGCGUAGCUCCAACAUCAGAGACUUGAUGGUUCUGACCAGGCUCCUUUACUGCAGUUACCCCUUGAGACUGACCAACAGGCAAGGGGUUCUGCCUGCGGGAAUCAUGCUGCCAGAAUUUCAGUUACUAAAGGAAACUUUAGUAAGGUUAGCUCGGAAACCUUUACCCCUAGAGGAUAUCUGUAAGAAAAACAUCAGAAACAUUUAUGGGAAGAAAUACAAAUACUAUGUGAGGCAACUUCUCCCAGGGAAGCUAUGGAACUCCAUAUACAACUGCUACGACUUAGCUGACGUCCUCAAGGGAGACCUCUGA
Molecule: messenger RNA, 1260 nt
Organism: Jaculus jaculus (lesser Egyptian jerboa)
Lineage: Eukaryota; Metazoa; Chordata; Mammalia; Rodentia; Dipodidae
Gene: Ankrd61
Product: ankyrin repeat domain 61
Exons: 3
Coding region: 1-1260 (419 amino acids)
Biological process (GO): protein localization to ciliary inversin compartment
Cellular component (GO): ciliary inversin compartment
Molecular function (GO): protein binding
Source: RefSeq, a predicted model, not a curated record